Molecule: messenger RNA, 2685 nt
Organism: Penicillium bovifimosum
Lineage: Eukaryota; Fungi; Ascomycota; Eurotiomycetes; Eurotiales; Aspergillaceae
Product: putative GTPase activating protein (Evi5)
Exons: 4
Coding region: 1-2685 (894 amino acids)
Source: RefSeq, a predicted model, not a curated record
AUGGAAGGUUCCGAGCCAACAUCGCCUAUCGCUCACGCGCCAAAUCACGACUCAAUGGUCACCGUCGCGUUAUCCGAUAAACAGUCUAGUUCGGAGCAUACUCAACCAGAAUGGCGUACACUUGAUAUUCCUCCAACUCCAAUGGAGAUGAGUCACCUGGAAAAGGAGAGCGAGGAUUCCUUCGGACCAAUGCCGCUCCAGGACGCGGCUAAAAUCACACCUAUUCUGGAGGAUGAAGGCCCAAACAGGGUGAGACAGACAGGUGAGAUGUUUGACAAUGAGGCGGAUUGGGAGAACCUCGAUAAAACCGAAGAACAAGAACCCCGCGGGGAGGGGUCAGAUGAAUCCACGGCCCUCCUUCUCGCUCGGCUCGAACAAGAGAACAACGCAUUGGCGACUAAUCCCAAAUCUGGAAUUACCGAGACCCCCGAGGGCAAGACACACCAACGGCAAUCCCGUUCCGAGUCUCUACAUCAGAUUAAGCGACUCAUCAGGGAUCCAGCUCGGGCUGAGUUACGAUACUCUCAGCUCCCACCUCCCCCAAUGACCGAGUUGGAGUUCUGGGCUGCACUCGUCGCCGAUUACCACCAAACUGCUCAACGCUUGCCGACUUUGACGUCAAACAAGAUCCAGGGUGGUGUGCCUCCACCAUUGCGGGGAGUGGUGUGGCCCAGUCUAGCGGGCGCACGCGAUCCUACACUCUUAAAUGAAUUCCAGAGACUUUCUGGCGAGAAUAGUCCAUAUGAUGGAUUGAUCGGAAAGGAUAUUGGUCGAAGUUUCCCCAAUGUUGAGAUGUUCCGGGAUCCGAAUGGCGAGGGUCAACAGAUGCUGGCCAGAGUGUUGCGAUGUUUCAGUCUUUAUGAUACCAAGAUCGGCUACUGCCAAGGUCUUGGAUUUGUGGUAGGCCCUCUUCUCAUGCACAUGACAGAUGCUGAGGCUUUCUGCGUUCUUGUCCGCCUCAUGGACCACUACAAUCUCCGAACUUGCUAUCUUCCUGACCUGUCAGGCCUCCACCUUCAUGUUUAUCAGUUUCAAAAUCUCCUGGCACGGCACAGACCGGCCUUGUUCCAACACCUAGAGUCACUACACGUCGAGCCGGUCUACGUAUCGCAGUGGUUCUUGUCUUUCUUUGCGGUGGCCUGUCCGCUGCCGAUGCUUCUUAGAAUUUAUGACGUUAUUUUCUUGGAAGGUGCAUGUGAAACUUUGAUGCGAGUCGCACUUUCCUUGAUGCAGCGUAAUGAGAAGCGAAUCUUGGCCUGCACCGAAUUUGAGGACGUGAUGCAACUACUGUUGUCUCGAAGCUUAUGGGAUGCAUACGCCUUUAAUGCUGAUGACCUUGUCAACGAUUUCGUGUCUCUUACCCCUCUCGUGACGAAUGAGAGUCUUAAGGCUCUUGAAGCUAAUUACAACCAGUCCAAGGGCUCUCCAGUGGGAGUCUCCUUUCCGCAGAUGCAAGCAACGGCAUCUGGCUUCCUUGGGCGGCUGUGGGCUGGCUCGUCGAACUCGCACAGCUCGGUCAAGUCACUCAAUCCGAACCAUAGUCCCUCGCGUCAAAAUAGUACAAUUCGUCGCUCUACCUCUAAGCAGAGCCUGACGUCUACGCUCAACUCCGUCGAAACCACCUCUGACGCAAGCACGGCUCCAACUGAACUAUCAGCAGCUCCUGCUAAUACCGAUAACCAAAAAACGCGCGUCAGAUCUAACAUGUCUUCACACCACAAAGACCGCGAUCUACAUACCCAGAUUGAAGACCUUCUGAUCGCGCUCAGCGAUCUUCAGCGCCAGCAGGCUGAUCUCACCCGCGAACUACAGCAGGAGAGAGAGGACCGCGAGGAAGAUUAUACCCUGGCUAAAGAGAUGUUGAGCCAUAUUAGAGAGCUGCCAGCGGAGACACAGCCGACAGACCUAGUAAUUAGAGCUCAAACCCGGUUUGAUUUGGAGAAGCCGAGACGUGUCUCGAUCACUCAAACCAAGCUCCAGCUCAAUGACGACGUUACCCGGUGGAAAGAAAUGCACGAGGUGGAAGCCGGUCGUUGCUUGAACCUCACACGGCGCAUCGACGAUUUUGAACAGGAGAACUCGUCCCUCAAGGAGCAGCUGAGGGAAGCCCGAAGCCGUAUCCAGGACGGUUAUCGGGACCGACAGCGCCUCGAACGCAUGAACAGAGAGCUGCGUACCCUCAAGACCCCUACAUCCGAGAGUCCAUCUCCGCUAGACACGCCCAAUUCAUCUGCGGCUGACUCCGGAGAGGCCCAAUCUCCCACCAAUGGCCUGCGUGAGCUCAAGCUAGCCCGCACCAACUCCACCAAAAGCCCCACGUACAGCAAACGCACAAGCAGUCUGGGCCCGCAAAACGUUAUGCCGACGGAGGGCAGCAGGCCGGCCGCCGAGGAGACCUUGCUCAUGGAGCUGGUGCAAGCCAAGACGGCAGAGGCCGUUGCUAAACAGGAGCUCGAAGAAGUAAAGGGCAAGCUAGAUUCAUUGCGGAAGAUGAUCAGUGCCCCCCAGGGGUCAAAGUCUGAAGCCCGUCAUUCCCUGAUCGGACUAUCGCCAGCGCGGAUUAGCUUGGCGAACCAGUGCCCCGUUGAAGCGCCCAAGACGCUUGGAACAAUGCCCAGUAGCACUGGGGGAUUUUUCAGUGGGUGGGGUCGACGGGCUGCAACUACCAGCGAUAUUUCAUCAUAA